AUGAGGGCCUCUGAUGUCCUCUGCCAUCAGCUGAAGUGCGGUCAUGCUGUGGGACAGGCCUGGUUUGGGGAAGGAAGUGGUCCCAUCUGGCCUGAUGUAUUUCAGUGCCAUGGGAACGAGACACAACUCUCCCAGUGUGCUGUGUCCCCAUGGAGUCGGGCAGCCUGCUCUCAUGGACAGGAUGUAGGAGUGAUCUGUUCUGGUUCGUCUCCGUCCCGUUCAGUUGGGGAAGUCAGGCUGCUGUCAGGGGGGAGUGACUGUGAGGGCUGGGUGGAGGUUUUCUAUAACCAGACAUGGUGGAGGAUCCACAAGAAGUCCUGGAGCUUCACAGAUAGUUCCGUGGUCUGCAGACAGCUCGGCUGUGGCUCUGCAGCGAAGGUCCGUCCAUCUGGGGCAGACCACAGAUCUCUCCGGCUGAUGGGGGGUGAUGGAGACUGUGCUGGGAGGCUGGAGGUUUUCCACGGGGGCUCCUGGGGUACAGUGUGUGAUGACUCCUGGGGUCUGGCAGAAGCUCAGGUGGCCUGCAGACAGCUGCGAUGUGGGACAGCCCUCAGCAGGCAGAACCCGGUACCAGCCUACUUUGGCCCAGGAUCUGGACCCAUCUGGCUUGGGCGACUGGGCUGUACAGGAAGCGAGUCGUCCCUGUGGGACUGUCCCUCAGCACGGUUUGAGCAGCAAGACUGUGGUCACAAGGAGGACGUGGGGGUUGUGUGCUCAGAGCACAAGCUUCUGCGUUUGUCUGAGGGCUGCUCUGGCCAUACAGAGGUCUACUACAACAGCAGUUGGGGGGGCGUGUGCUUCAAUCACAUGGAAAAGACUACGGCUGCCGUCAUCUGUCGUCAGCUCGGUUGUGGAGAAAAGGGGACAGUCGAUGAGACAAUCUCCAGGCUCAGUCCUGAACCUACAGGAGGUGAUGGUCUCAAAUGUCGCCCCCAUGACUCCUCACUGUGGCAGUGUCCAUUUUCACCAUGGGGGCAGAACACUUGUACUGAUAGCAAGAUGGCUAAGAUCCACUGCUCAGAAGCCGAUAAGGUUAAUUCCCCUUUGGACUUCACUGACUGUGGCUCUUCCACUUACAAGAGUUCAUGUUCAAGUCACUUGCCCCUGAGACUCAUGGGGGGUACAGACACUUGCUCCGGCAGGGUAGAGGUGUACCAUAAUGGCUCUUGGGGGACCGUAUGCAAUCAUUUUUGGGACCUGGACGAUGCUGCAGUGGUGUGCAGGCAGCUGGGAUGUGGAGCGGCCCUCAGGGCAGAAAGGGAGGACAGUUUCAAGAAGGGAGAUGGUGUCAUCUGGCUGGAUGAGGUGAACUGCAGGGGCAGUGAGCGCUAUCUGUGGCACUGUUCUUUUUCAGUGCAGCAGAGCAGCUGCUCACACAAGCAGGAUGCUGGGGUUACCUGUGCAGUUGUGGAUGAUAUUGUUAGCAUUCUGAACAAGACUUUGUCUAAACCUCCAUUCAAGGUGGAGCUAUAA
Messenger RNA from Scleropages formosus (Asian bonytongue), 1473 nucleotides. RefSeq names its product scavenger receptor cysteine-rich type 1 protein M130-like. Lineage: Eukaryota; Metazoa; Chordata; Actinopteri; Osteoglossiformes; Osteoglossidae. Gene Ontology annotation, cellular component: plasma membrane. Gene Ontology annotation, molecular function: serine-type endopeptidase activity. Gene Ontology annotation, biological process: zymogen activation. Bases 1 to 1473 code for a protein of 490 amino acids. The record is from RefSeq and is a predicted model, not a curated record. The transcript is spliced from 7 exons.